UCAUUCGUGAGUAACGUCGUAAAAUCUCUUGCUGUUCGAGAUUUCCUCCUCUUUCACUCCCUGUGUCCAAGAUGGCAGUGGGCAAAAAUAAGAGAUUGACUAAAGGAGGCAAAAAAGGUGCCAAAAAGAAAGUUGUCGACCCAUUUUCCAAGAAGGACUGGUAUGAUGUCAAGGCACCGGCCAUGUUUAACAUUCGAAACCUCGGCAAGACUCUUGUCACCAGGACCCAGGGAACCAAAAUUGCCUCUGAUGGCCUCAAAGGCCGUGUGUUUGAGGUGAGCCUUGCUGAUCUACAGAAUGAUGAGGUAGCCUUCCGUAAAUUCAAGCUAAUUACAGAAGAUGUUCAGGGCAAGAACUGUUUAACUAAUUUUCAUGGAAUGGACCUUACCCGUGACAAAAUGUGCUCUAUGGUCAAGAAAUGGCAGACCAUGAUUGAAGCUCAUGUUGAUGUUAAGACUACAGAUGGGUACUUGCUGCGUCUUUUCUGUGUUGGAUUUACCAAGAAGCGCAACAACCAGGUCCGCAAAACCUCUUAUGCCCAGCACCAGCAGGUCCGUCAGAUACGGAAGAAAAUGGUGGAAAUCAUGACUCGUGAAGUGCAAACCAAUGACCUCAAAGAAGUAGUCAACAAAUUGAUACCUGACAGUAUUGGCAAGGAUAUAGAAAAGGCUUGUCAGUCCAUAUACCCACUACAUGAUGUCUUUGUCCGAAAAGUGAAAAUGCUUAAGAAGCCCAAAUUUGAAUUGGGCAAACUUAUGGAACUUCAUGGUGAAGGUGGUGGUAGUGGCAAGCCCGUUGGAGAUGAAACUGGUGCAAAAGUAGAGAGAGCGGAUGGUUAUGAACCCCCAGUUCAAGAAUCUGUGUGAAAUGUUCAUUACAGCUAAUAAACAUGUAAAAUUUU
This is a messenger RNA of Protopterus annectens (West African lungfish), 901 nucleotides long. It is a transcript of the gene RPS3A, whose product is annotated as ribosomal protein S3A. Gene Ontology annotation, cellular component: ribosome; cytosol. The record is from RefSeq and is a predicted model, not a curated record. The transcript is spliced from 6 exons. Gene Ontology annotation, biological process: translation. Gene Ontology annotation, molecular function: structural constituent of ribosome. The coding region runs from base 72 to 866 and encodes 264 amino acids. NCBI's taxonomy places the organism in Eukaryota, Metazoa, Chordata, Ceratodontiformes, Protopteridae.